Molecule: messenger RNA, 876 nt
Organism: Emiliania huxleyi CCMP1516
Lineage: Eukaryota; Haptophyta; Isochrysidales; Noelaerhabdaceae
Product: putative short chain dehydrogenase
Exons: 1
Coding region: 1-876 (291 amino acids)
Molecular function (GO): oxidoreductase activity
Source: RefSeq, a predicted model, not a curated record
AUGCUAUCGUGCUGGCUACCGGUUUCUCUCGCGAGCACGCUUGCGCCGCCUAGCGCCAUCGUCAUCGGCGGCUCGAGUGGCAUGGGCAGGGCCGCGGCCAUCGCCGUCGCCUCUCGCGGCGGCAGCGUGCUUCUGGCGAGCCGGACACAGGCCAAGCUCGACUCGGCUGCCGACGAUAUUCGUCGUGAGGUACCGGACGCCCAGCUGACGACUAGAGUGCUCGACGCUCGCGACGAGGCAGCCGUAAAGGCGUUUGGUGAGGAGCUCGAGGGUCGCUGGGACGCGCUGAUCUGCACGGCGGCCGGCAGGGCGCCACACGGGCCGAUCGGCGAGCUUGACACGGCCGACACGGCCGCGCUGUUCGACUCCAAGUUCUGGACGGCUCACAACGUCUGCAAGCACCUCGCGCCGCGGCUCGCUGACGGCGGCGCGGUCGCGCUCACCGCUGGUCUGCUCAACCGUCGGCCGGGCAUGAACUGCUCUCCUCUGGCGGCGGUGAAUGGCGCGCUCGAGGGCCUGACGCGUGCGCUCGCCCUCGAGUUUGGGCCGCGGCUGCGCGUCAACUGUCUGUCGCCGGGCUUCUGCGAUACGGAGCGCUUCGACCACAUGCCGGCGGAGCGCAAGGCGGCGAUGCUCGCCAACACGGCGGCGUCGCUGCCGCUGCGGCGCGUGGGCGCACCGAGCGACAUGGGCGAGGCGCUCUACUACCUAGUCAGCGCGCCCUUCGUCACGGGCGUCGUGCUCGACUGCGAUGGCGGCCACCAUAUCCGUCAGUACGCGGACGCAUCCUCCGACCCGAUGCGCGCGGGCGGCGGCGACGUCGAGCUCAGCGCCUGGAGAGAAUCGAAGAGGCGCGGGGCAACGGCGGGUGAAUAG